Molecule: messenger RNA, 1765 nt
Organism: Culex pipiens pallens (northern house mosquito)
Lineage: Eukaryota; Metazoa; Arthropoda; Insecta; Diptera; Culicidae
Product: zinc finger protein ZFP2-like
Exons: 3
Coding region: 99-1685 (528 amino acids)
Cellular component (GO): nucleus
Molecular function (GO): zinc ion binding
Source: RefSeq, a predicted model, not a curated record
CACUUCUGAAAUCUUUCGGGUGCCUACCAUUAACCGUGCACGAAGGAAUCGGUUCGACAAAAAGAGUUUGCAAAAGUUAAAGAAACUAAUAAAAAGUUAUGAAUUUCGAUCAAAUUUGCCGCUUGUGCUGUGUGGAAAAGAGCCCAUUAAGGCAAAUAUUGGAAAACAGUCAGCACAGCCCGCUGGCGGAUAUUUUCAGCAAUGUACUGCAAAUCGUGGUCUACGCCGACGAUCACCUGCCGCAAAAUGUUUGCGAAGAGUGCACCGCCACGAUGGUCAAUCUGCACGAAACCAUCGAGCACUUCCGGCAGAACGAUCUCCGGCUGCGCCAACAGCUGGUUCAGGGUUGCGAAGUCAAGGAUGAAGUGUUGUUAUCGGAGCCAGAGGAGCACCUAAUGGAACCGGAAACGCAAACGUGUCAGCUGGAGGAGGCUAAAGUUGAACCCGAAUUAGAAGGUGAUGGUUUUUUGGAGGAAACGGUGGAGGAGAUUGAGCGUGAGGUUGUUGCUAAACCGAAAAAGCGACGCCAAAUGAGUAAGAAAAAUUCCGAUGAAAGUGGCAAUAAAAAUCCGGAAUUGCCGCAGAAGCGCAUUUGCAAACGGGAUCCAAAUCUGCCGCGAACGAACGACCACAAAUGUUACAUUUGCAAAAGCGAGUCGCUCGGCAGCGGCGAGGCAUUGCUGGAACAUCUGAACGUAAAUCACGCGGACGAGGUACCGCACACGUGUCCGCUGUGCGUUCGUGAAACCGUGACGAUAAAGAACGUUACCUCAUUGAACGUCCACAAGCGGAUGCACGCGAUGCCUGUCCAGUGCCCGCAUUGUGAUAUGCGCGUGAUUAACAAGGGUAUUCUCAAUACGCACAUCAAAAUCAAACAUUGUCUAGAUCCGCAACCCUCGCGGUGCGAACAGUGCGACAAAUUAUUUCCCUCCAAAAUGGCCCUCAAGAUACAUGCGCAAAAGCACACGCUAGCGUACAGCUGCGAAUUUUGCGGGAAGCGGUUUAAUGGCCCUUCCAAGAUGAACUUGCAUAUCCAACGGAUGCACAGCCAGGCGAACAAGGUAAAGUGCCACAUUUGCCAGAAGGAGCUCAACUGUCUGGAUGCUGUGCAACGCCACAUCGAAAUCAUGCACUCAAGCGUUCAAUUUCCGUGCUCGCAAUGUUCUAAGAUUUACACCAGCGAGUCCACUCUGCGCCAGCACGAGAAAAAGCACGCCGAGGUUCCCAACUUCAACGCCAGAAUGAAGUCCAACAUUCGCAGUUACUACACGGUCGUGGAGUCCGCGGACGGCGGCCCGCCCAAGAAAAAGUGCAACCAGUGCGAUUUGGUAGUGAGCAACAUCAGCAUGCACCUCAAGUACAAGCACUUCCCGCGGGCAACGUAUCCGUGUGAGCAGUGCGAGCGGGAAUUUCGGGACAUAAAAUCGCUCUCGGUGCACAAGCUGGAGCACACCGUGGGGAAGUUUCUCAAGUGUCCCAUCUGCGACCGGGAGUUUAACGAGCGGCGAAAUCUGCUGUCGCACCUAAAGACGAAACAGCACCGGGACCAUCCGCUGGCGCAGCGGCUCGACUGGCUGGACGCGAUGUAUCCGGCGGGGCGAACGCCGCUUAGUGAGGGGCCGCUCAAGGUCGUUAUCGACGUGCCUUUUGGGGACGAUUUGGUUAAGGAUGAGGAUCGGAAUUAGAUUCAAAUAUGCAUCUAAAUAUUUUUUAAACAUUAAUUGAAAUUUAAACUAACAUCAAGUUUUAAAUUGGCACAAAUCCC